Messenger RNA from Sardina pilchardus (European sardine), 1992 nucleotides. RefSeq lists its product as uncharacterized. The transcript is spliced from 3 exons. The record is from RefSeq and is a predicted model, not a curated record. NCBI's taxonomy places the organism in Eukaryota, Metazoa, Chordata, Actinopteri, Clupeiformes, Clupeidae. Bases 156 to 809 code for a protein of 217 amino acids.
GGUAGGAGAAAGUCAUUCCCAGACCUGAUCCGGCACACAAAUGGUGCGUCGCUGACUUCGAAGUCCGCCGUCUCCACCGACUCAGACUUUCCAAUAGCUCAGCCGUGAGAGCGCUGCACUGGUGCUCGACUUCGAGCUCUUCUCCAAGUGCCACAAUGUUGUUGUUUCAGGUGGACAUGGAGCGAUCUUGGCUGCCCAUUUGCCUCCUCCUCUGUGUCUGGUGCCCCGCAUUGGGAAAGGAGCUGGACCAGACGCCGGGCGACUGGGACGACUGGGGCUCAGGUGUCCAGGACCUCCUGCUGGCCGGCUUCCCUGCAGACAGUCCCUUUGUCUCGGAGACCCCGGGCAGGCCUGUUAACUGUACCCAGCGCUUCUGGCUGCCCCCCUCCUCCCCGGUCUGCUGGGACGACGUCGUCGGGCAGGAGGAGUUCGAGCAGACCCGCCUGCUGGCUCUCCAGAACCGGGCGGCGUUGGAGGCCGUGUCGGUGGCCAGCGGCCUGGACGAAGGGGGGCUCUCGUACGAUGAACAGGCCCGUCAGGAUGUGCAGGGGGUUCAGGCGGAUCACCAAGAGGUGGUCCAGACUGCCGAGACCAUGGAGAAGGUCUUCUUCUCUUUAGAGGACAAGAGGAGAGAGGGCACUGAGCAUUAUACCUUUUCCAAUAUAAAGGAGCAGCUGACCAACACCAGAGCCUCACUCCAUAGUCGAGAGGAGCUGGCUGCACUUCUGGAUGACAAGCUCUCUGUUCUAGAGAGGUCCCUGGACCUCAUGCAACUUCGGCUAGCCAAACUGCUGGCACGGAGAUGGUAGCCAUGCCGACUUCUUUUUUCAUGACUAUGCACGACCUAUAUUACAUAUAAAACCCAUUACAUUGACCAUAGAUUUCUCUCUGAGAUGUGUACUAUUUACCUGAUAGGUGAGCUUGUUAGAUGGGGAGGUAUUUAGGUUCUCAUCUAUAUCUUUUUGUGCCCCGCCAUCCUAAUGAUCCAGUGAAUCAUACAUUAUGGUGGAGAGUGUAAGUCUUGAUAAUAAAAUCUAUUUUUAUACUCUCAUCCUUCAGGCUUGUUCCCUUUACAUAGUGUAAUGACGCUAUGAAACUGCCUCAAAUUAAAUGCUUAGUCUGAGGAAAUAAUACUCAUUUUUAAAUAGAGAGCUUAAAGUGGUGGUAAUAGUGCUGUGACAGCGUGAGUAAGGCACUUAACUGAAUUGCUCCAGGGAUGCUGCAAUUGCGGAGACCCUGCAGUUGGUAUCUGUAAGCUGCUUUGGAGAAGUGUCAGAUAAAUGAAUAAAUGUAAUGUAAAUGUAACUAUACUAGAGACUUGAAGGAUGUUUUUGUAAGCAACUGGAGCUGGUAUCAUCUUCAAGGUAUAUGGUUGUCAUGUGACAUGCACCUGUCAUUCUAAUUGCCGGCAUAGGCUUGGCUCUGCACUACGCAGUUUUGUGGUCCAGAUAGAACCACUCCUAAGAAGUAAAAAAAAAAAAAACCUUGCAUGUCACCUCUAAGUAUAUUACCCCCAAAAUAGCUGCUUUUGAUGUUUGUUACUUUUGUUCAUGCCUUUGCAGUAGAUUGUUAGCUUUAGACAAAAGAAGCCCCUUGCUGCUGCUAGGCUAUAUUAUCUGUCUCAUUGUGGACCACACAGAAACAAUCUUCAGAUCGUAAGUGUUGAAAUAAAACACGGUCCCACUAUGCAAACAUGUUUAUUUCCAUACAUGGUACAGACUAAACUCUCAUACAAACAUAUAUGAACACUACGCUACUUGUUAACAGCUAUACAAAUCAGAUCCAGUGCACUUUGCUUUCUGCAUGAGAAAAAGGUUAGGUGUUAAGGAGAGAGUGACUAAUUAUGCCUUAACUUCAUCACCUCUGUUAAAACAUAGGAGCAUUUAUACAGAAUAUUCCACUGAUUCUUUAGAGAACAAAUAUCAAAAGGAUAUAUGGAUGUAUCACAGCAUAAAUAAAUAAUAAUAAAAAAAAGGAUUCCUAAUACCCCUA